AUGAGUUUAGGACAUCAAUUCAGUCACAGCGCUGCCCCAGUGAAAGGGAUCAAAGAGGUCCAAUUUGGUUUGAUGAGCCCGGAAGAGAUGAAAUCUCUAUCCGUCGCUCAUAUUGUCCAUCCUGAAGUCAUCGAUGAAGGCACAGGGAGACCGCGUCAAGGCGGCUUGAUGGAUCCGCGUAUGGGUACUAUCGACAGAAAUUUCAAGUGCCAGACUUGCGGUGAGGGUAUGGCUGAGUGUCCAGGCCACUUUGGCCAUAUUGAAUUGGCAAAGCCUGCGUUUCACAUUGGCUUUUUGACAAAGAUCAAAAAAAUCAUUGAAAGCAUCUGUGUUAACUGUGGUAGACUGUUGGCGGACGAGAACGAUCCUGAACUUGCUAAGAUACUACGCACCGUUCCCGUUGGAAAAAGGCGGUUCGAGUCUGUUCACGCCUACUGCGCCAAGAUAAACGUAUGUAAACCAGACGAGCCAAAUGAGAACGGUGAGGAUCCCGCAAAUCUCCCGCCAGGCCACGGUGGCUGUGGUCGUCUACAGCCUGCAAUUAGGAGGGAGGCUUUGAAGCUGUUUGCUGUCAACAAGCAGCAAAAGAAUGAUGAGGAGGAUGACUCGAAAGCUCAGCAGGAUAAGCGUCAACUCACGGCUGCGGAGGUUUAUACUCUUUUCAAGAAAAUUUCAGACAGCGACAUCACCAAUAUGGGUCUAUCGGCUGAGUUUGCUCGUCCCGACUGGAUGAUCAUCACCGUACUCCCAGUUCCCCCUCCUCCCGUCCGUCCUUCCAUUGCCGUCGAUGGUGGUGCAACUCGUUCUGAAGAUGAUCUUACUUACAAGCUUGCUGAUAUUCUCAAAUACACCGCAUCUCUUCGUAGAUUUGAGGCAGAAGGUGUUCCUGUACACAUUAUCAGCGAAAAUGAGCAGCUAGUCCAAUUUCACGUCGCUACGUACAUGGACAACGACAUAGCGGGUAUACCACAAGCAAUGCAGAAAUCAGGUCGUCCAAUUAAAUCCAUAAGAGCUCGUCUGAAGGGUAAAGAGGGUCGUUUGCGUGGUAACCUGAUGGGUAAACGUGUAGAUUUUUCAGCUCGUACCGUCAUCACUGGUGAUCCUAACCUCGAAUUGGACGAGGUUGGUGUCCCAUUCUCUAUCGCCCGUACCCUCACCUAUCCUGAACGCGUCACUCCUUACAACCUACUUUAUCUGCAGGAGUUGGUCAGGAAUGGUCCCACCCAAUACCCUGGUGCACGGUAUGUUGUGCGUGACACUGGUGAACGUAUAGAUUUGCGUUAUAACAGACGUGCCGAUACUUUCUUGCAAUUCGGCUGGAUCGUCGAGCGACACUUGAAGGAUGGUGAUUUUGUCCUCUUCAACAGACAGCCUUCGCUGCACAAAAUGUCUAUGAUGUGUCACAGAGUUAAGCUGAUGCCUUACUCUACUUUCAGACUGAAUUUGUCCGUCACUCCACCCUAUAAUGCUGAUUUCGACGGUGAUGAAAUGAACUUGCACGUACCUCAAUCUGAAGAGACGAGGGCAGAGAUGAGCCAAAUUGCAGCAGUUACUAGACAGAUUGUCUCUCCUCAAGCCAACUCUCCGGUUAUGGGUAUUGUCCAAGAUGCACUCUGUGGUGUGAGGAAGUUGACGCUCAGAGACACAUUCCUCGAUAGCAAACAAGUCGCUAACAUUCUAAUGUGGGUUCCUGGAUGGGACGGUUUAGUACCAACGCCUGCAGUACUCAAACCCAAGCCUCUGUGGUCGGGUAAGCAAAUACUGUCGCUGUGUAUUCCACGCGGUAUCAAUGUAUUCAGGUCGAAUGAGGCCAAGUCUUCAGCCCCAGUAGAUGAUUCGGGUGUAUGUAUCGAAGAUGGUAACAUCAUGUACGGUGCGAUCGAUAAAUCCACCGUCGGUAAAUCUCAAGGUGGUUUGGUACACGUUAUUUUCCGCGAGAAGGGUCAUAUCGUCUGUAAGGACUUCUUGUCUGGUCUGCAGGUUGUUGUUAAUUAUUGGAUGCUGCACCACGGUUUCUCGAUCGGUAUUGGGGACACUAUCGCCGAUAAGUCUACCAUGGCUUACAUCACUGAACGUAUUUCCGACGCUAAAGACAAAGUCAAGGGGAUCAUUCAAUCUGCAGAAUCUGAUCAAUUAGAGGCACAAGCUGGUAUGACUAUUCGUGAAUCAUUCGAAGCCUCUGUCAAUAUGGAACUGAACCAGGCUCGUGAUCAAGUCGGUAAAUCUGCACAAAAGUCCCUUAAAGACGACAACAACGUUAAACAAAUGGUUGUUGCAGGUUCCAAGGGUUCUUUCAUUAACAUUUCUCAAAUGUCAGCUUGUGUCGGUCAGCAGUCCGUCGAGGGUAAACGUAUCCCGUUUGGUUUCAGAUACCGUACACUGCCUCACUUUACCAAGGACGAUUUCGGUCCAGAGUCACGAGGAUUCGUCGAGAACUCAUAUUUGCGUGGAUUGACGCCAUCCGAGUUCUUCUUCCACGCUAUGGCUGGUAGAGAAGGUUUGAUUGAUACAGCAGUGAAGACAGCUGAGACCGGUUACGUUCAAAGACGUUUAGUUAAGGCGUUGGAGGAUAUUAUGGUGCACUACGAUGGUACAGUGAGGAAUUCUCUCGGUGACGUUCUUCAAUUUGCCUACGGUGAAGAUGGUAUGGAUGGAUCUGUUAUGGAAAAGCAGCACUUUGUUGGUAUGUCUGCUAGCGAUGAGGAGUUUGACCGCAAGUUCCGCAUUGAUCUCACCGACCCAUCUCGUGACUUUAAGCCUGGCUCAUUGCGUGUUGGGUUGGAAUCCACCGAAGGCUUGCAAGCCAAGUUGGAUAUGGAGUGGAGGCAGCUCGUCGAUGAUCGCGUAAUGCUUCGAGACUUCAUCUUUAAAUUCCGUCCAGGCGAUUCUACACUCCCAUUGCCACUGAACAUACGUCGUACUAUCCAAAACGCGCAGCAGAUCUUCCGUAUUGACCGCCGUCAACCCUCAGACCUGGAUCCAGGGUCAGUGGUGGAUGAGGUGCAUGCACUUUGCCGUAGACUAGUUGUCAUUCGCGGUAAGGAUGUGUUGAGUCAGGAGGCUCAGAACAAUGCCACAAUGUUGUUCGCUAUUCUCCUCAGGUCUUCGUUGGCUGUCAGACUCAUCAUUGAGGAGCACCGUCUUAAUAGAGAAGCGUUCGAUUGGGUUAUUGGUGAGAUAGAGACUAGAUUUAAUCAGUCUAUCGUAGCACCGGGUGAAAUGUGUGGUACAUUGGCAGCACAGUCGAUUGGUGAACCUGCGACGCAGAUGACACUUAAUACAUUCCACUAUGCUGGUGUUUCAUCGAAGAAUGUCACACUUGGUGUACCUCGUCUAAAGGAAAUUAUUAACGUAGCUACAAAUAUCAAAACUCCAUCUCUAACUGUAUUCCUCGAUGAGAUGACUUCAAGGGAUGUUGUUGCUGUGAAGAAUGUACAGGCAGAGUUAGAACACACGACACUCAAGACUAUCACAGCAGCUACGGAAAUUAUUUACGACCCAGAUCCUACAACAACAAUCGUAGAUGAGGAUAGAGAUUUCGUCGAGGCAUACUUUGCCAUUCCAGACGAAGAGGUAGCUGCGAACAUUGACAAGCAGUCGCCAUGGCUACUGCGGUUGGAGUUGGAUAGAGCCAAGAUGUUAGACAAACGUCUUGAGAUGAACUUUGUUGCUGGGAAGAUCGCUUCGCUGUUCCAAAACGACUUAUUCGUCAUCUAUUCGGAAGAUUCCGCAGAGAAGCUCAUUAUCCGUGCUAGAAUAGUUGGAGAUGAUCCAUCGACUAAGGAAGAUGAUGGUGUAUCUGAGGAUGUCUUCUUGAAGAAAAUUGAGAACAACAUGUUAUCAAACAUCUCAUUGCGCGGUAUAGAGGGUAUAACGAGGGUGUUCAUUGUCGAACGUAAGAAGGAGGUGAUAGCUGAGGGUGGUAGAUUUGAAAGACAGCAAGAAUGGGUUCUUGAGACUGAUGGUGUCAACCUCUCUGAAGUACUCCCAGUUAAGCAUGUGGAUGCUACGCGCACGUACUCGAACCACUGUCAAGAAAUAUUCGAGGUGCUUGGUAUAGAAGCAGCGCGUAAUGCGAUUUUGAAGGAGUUGCGUAACGUCAUUGAAUUUGACGGUUCUUACGUCAACUACCGUCAUCUGGCGCUAUUGUGCGAUCUGAUGACUAACAGAGGAAGACUUAUGGCUAUUACGCGUCAUGGUAUUAACCGUGCAGACACGGGAGCAUUGAUGCGUUGUUCGUUUGAAGAAACAGUAGAAAUUCUUCUCGAAGCAGCUGCAAUUGGAGAGAAGGAUGAUUGUCAUGGUAUAGCUGAGAAUGUUCUUCUUGGACAGAUGGCACCAAUGGGCACUGGAGCGUUUGAUGUUACACUCGACAUCGAUAUGCUCAAGGAUGUAGUUAUCGAUGCUAAACUUCCAGCACAUCGCCUUAAUGCGCAGAUGGCAGAGGGAGCGAUGGUUAUAGAUGAGCAGGGCAAGAUGACGCCAUAUGCACAUGGGAAGAAUUCAUACGAGGCGCAGAUUAUUGGAGAUGAUACAGCACUGUUCUCUCCAAUCGCCGCAUCAGGUUCAGAUGAGUCGAGUAAGGAAUACUUGGGAUACGGUCAAUCGCCAUUGGUUACGGGAGGGGCAACUUCGCCAGGUUACUCACCAUCGAGUCCUACAUGGUCACCGACGAGCCCUGGAUAUGUGCCAGCGACCUCGCCAGCUGUCGGAGGAGCUGUGUCUCCUUGGGUACCACAGGGAGGAACCUCACCUGGGUAUUCACCUUCAAGUCCAAUGGUUGGGAUUAGCUCGCCUUCUUAUAGUCCUAGCUCGCCAAAGUUCAGUCCAUCUAGUCCGACUUACUCGCCUGCGUCGCCUAGCUAUAGUCCAACAUCGCCGCGCUACAGCCCAGCUAGUCCGGCAUACAGUCCAUCUUCUCCCAAAUACUCGCCAACAUCGCCAAAGUACUCUCCAACAUCACCACAGUACUCACCAACGUCACCACAAUACUCACCGACAUCACCUAAAUAUUCACCAGCAUCACCGGCGUACAGUCCAGCCAGUCCAGGAUACUCACCUGCAUCGCCUGCGUACUCGCCAGCGUCGCCAGCUUACUCACCGGCGUCACCAGCGUAUUCACCGGCGUCGCCUGCAUAUUCACCAGCGUCGCCUGCAUACUCGCCAACGUCGCCAGGAGGAGCGACAGGGGUUAAUGGGGAAACGAAACCAAGUUGGCAGACAGGCAACACGUCCUCAGGGCCAAGCUGGAAGACGUAA
Molecule: messenger RNA, 5259 nt
Organism: Wallemia ichthyophaga EXF-994
Lineage: Eukaryota; Fungi; Basidiomycota; Wallemiomycetes; Wallemiales; Wallemiaceae
Product: DNA-directed RNA polymerase II subunit rpb1
Exons: 11
Coding region: 1-5259 (1752 amino acids)
Biological process (GO): transcription by RNA polymerase II
Cellular component (GO): RNA polymerase II, core complex
Molecular function (GO): DNA binding
Source: RefSeq, a predicted model, not a curated record